ACAAGGAAUUAGUGCCUGCCCAUACUUUUUACACUGAAUACUCUGCAUCUGACACAGACUUACCUGCAGAGAAACAAGGGGAAAGAGUCAGAAUGUUUGCUUACGGACGAAGUAAUUUCACAUGGAAUGGAACUCUGAGAGAGCUGCAGGGCAGCUGGACAGAACGACGUGGCCCAGCUAUGACAGCCUCGGCGAGCUCCUCCAGUGGUUUAGAGGUCCUCCUCUCGGCCCUGCAGAACGGAGGGGAUGUGGAGAGCACCUUAAAUAUCCUCAAUGUCCUGGAUGAACUUCUGUCUGCUGGUACAGAUCGGCGUAUCCACUACAUGAUCAGUAAAGGUGGCAGCGAGGCUUUGCUCGUCGCACUGGUCAACGCCGGCCGCAGCUUCAGUCCCAACUACACCAUCCUGCUGCCACUGCUGCACCUGCUGGCUAAAGUGGGACACAGAGACCGGCGUAUAGGUGUGAAGGCAGAGGAGGCUGGAGCUGUGCUGCUCACUCUCAAUCUGCUCCGACACAACGCCCAGCACGGCAGCAGGGCCGCAGCCUGCCUCUGGGCCAUCCAAGUCUUCUGUUCAUCAGUUUCUACAGCAAACCUUAUCGGAGCAAACCAUGGACUGGAUGUCAUCUACGGCCUCAUCCCUCAGUAUAGCACCAAACAUCUGCACACCAUCAAGGCAGCCAUUGAUGCCUUUGCUGCUCUGCUGUGCACAAAGGCUAAUGUUAGCUCCGUGGUGUCCAAGGGUUACGUCUCUGGCCUCUUGCGACUUUAUGAGGACUGGUACAGCAAAGGAAGUGAACACGUAGCAAUCUGCCAUGCGCUGCUGCGCUGCCUCCAUAAGGUCACUCACAUCACUGCAGGCAGGCAGGCCGUCCUGAGCCAGGGAGGCAUCAGACUGCUGUACGAAACUACACAGACAUGUUUGCUGAGUAAAGGUCUGGAGCCUCUGGUGGAGCUCUCUGUGCAGCUGAUGAGGAAGUGUCUUCCUAAAACUCCUCUUCCACUGACAUCAGAUCAGUCUGCGUACACCUUCCCCCUGCCUGGAGGACCACAUGCUGUCCCUGAGACGGACGCAGAACCAGAUGAGAGCAGUGACGAGAGUGAUGAUGACGAUGCUGAAGAUAAGCCAGAGGCAGACUAUGAUGACGAUUUGGAGACUGACUUGAACAAACUUCGUCUUCGUCCUGACCCAGACAGACCCAAAGAGCUGCUGCCCCAGUACAGCCACCUCUGUCCUGAACUCUCACAUGACUUCCAGGAGCUGGAUUUGAGCUCCGAGCCAGACGAGAGUUCAACAGCAUCAUCGUCUUCUUCAUCGGAUGAGGAAGCUGUGCGGCUCAACAGUUUUCCUUUCCGCUGCUCCAGGUGGGACAGAAGGAGGAGUACUGUCCACAGUGACUCUGAGACAGAAGCAAAGGGACACACAGCAGCUGUUGGCCAGUUAGAGGCCCGGGAUUUCCACAGUCACAGCAGCCUCCUCAGCACCAGCCCCCGCUUCAGGACCAUGGUUAGAGAGGCCAGGGGAAAAGCCCUCCCCGGUCAGAGAGGGGAUGAGCAGGAUGAUGAGGAGGUGGAUGCAGAAGAAUCCCACCAUCGUACCAUGAUAGACAAGUUAUUGGAGAGACAUGGAGCCUGUAUUCCCCACCAUGACCCCAGGCUGUACCGCGCUGCAGCUGCCAAAACCACAUCCAUUCCAGGGUUCAGCAUCCUGGCUUUCCCUGAUUUCUGGGGACACCUCCCACCGCCGGGACAUGAACCCAUGGCCCCACGCAAACCCAACGUACAGAGGCAGAAAGUGUUUGAAGAUGUCCGACGUUUCCUGAAUGCUGAUGACAUCAUCGACCAGGUAGUGUUUGACCUGGAAGACAGCAGUCUCCAGUGUCCGUCUGAUGCCUUGAGGUUUUUCUCAAAGUUUGAGUGUGGGAACCUAAGGAAGGCUGUUCAGGUCCGAAGAUAUGAAUAUGACCUGAUAUUGAAUGCAGAUGCUAACUCUAACCAGCACACCCAGUGGUUCUACUUUGAAGUCAGUAACAUGGUGGCAGACGUCCCCUACCGUUUUAAUGUCAUCAACUGUGAGAAGAGCAACAGCCAGUUCAACUAUGGAAUGCAGCCGGUGCUGUACUCGGUAAGGGAAGCUCUGGAAGGUAGACCACACUGGCUCAGGACCGGGACUGAAAUUUGUUACUUCAGAAACCACUUUUGUCCAGCUCGAGGCAGAAAGAGAACGACAUUUUAUACUCUAACCUUCACCAUCACCUUCAAACACAAUGAGGACGUCUGCUACGUGGCCUACCAUUAUCCCCACACAUACUCUGCUCUGAAGGCUCAUCUGAAGGUGCUGCAGAAAUCAGUGGACCCUGCAAAGGUGUUUUUCCAGCAGCAGACUCUUUGUGGUACUUUGGCUGGAAACUGGUGUCCAGUAGUCACCAUCACAGCCUGUCCUGCCAGUAGGGGCUGGAGAGACAUGCACCAGCUCCGGAAUCGUCCCUGUAUUGUGCUAACAGGCCGUGUCCAUCCCGGUGAGUCCAAUGCCAGCUGGAUGAUGAAGGGCACCCUGGAGUUCCUGUGCAGCAGCGACCCAGUGGCCCAGAGUCUGAGGGAGGCAUUUGUUUUCAAGCUCAUCCCCAUGCUCAACCCAGACGGAGUCAUCAAUGGCACGAAUCGCUGUGAUCUCAACAGUGAGGAUCUGAACCGCCAGUGGAGUAAACCAGACCCGGUCCUCAGUCCCACCAUCUACCAUGCCAAGGGCUUCCUCUACUACCUCAACAGUAUUGGUCGGACUCCACUGGUGUUCUGCGACUACCACGGCCACUCGAGGAAGAAGAACGUCUUCCUGUACGGCUGCAGUGUGAAGGAGACUCUGUGGCAGUCUGGCUCUGUUGUUAACACUGCGGGACUGAAGGAGGACCCUGGAUACAGGACCAUUCCAAAGACGUUGGAUCGCCUCGCUCCUGCCUUUUCUUUCAACAGCUGCAACUAUUUGGUGGAGAAGUCUCGCUCUGCCACUGCCAGGGUGGUGGUCUGGAGGGAAAUGGGCGUGCUGAGAAGUUAUACCAUGGAGAGUACUCACAAUGGCUGCGACCAGGGAAUAUACAAGGGCUUGCAGACAGGAACCAGGGAGCUGCAGGAGAUGGGUGUAAAGUUCUGCCACAGUCUGCUGUCUCUAACCAAAGACAUGAAGGCUCUCUACAGCAGAAGAAUCAACCACAUCGACGUGGACCACAACGUCCUUGACCACAAGUCUCACAACUGUUUUGAAGACGAUGAGCCUCCAUGUGUUGAGGAGAUUGAGUAUUCCACAGACUGUCCCGCACUCAAAGGCACUGAUCUGGAUUCAGAUGUCAACAGCAAUAUGGCCAGUAGCGACGAAGAGGACGAGGGUAAUGAAGGACACAGGAGAGCAAGACAUGGACGAGGCAGCGUUGGCCAGUUGCAGCACUUGAGCAUGAAGAGCCGUCUCUUCCCUCACCCGAUGAGACAGGCCUCCAGCGAGGCCCUCGGUGAGAAGAGAAAUGGUGUGGGCAUGAAUGGACAAAUCAUAAGUUAAAGGGAUAUUUCUACAUUUUUCUACAGUUCUUCUCUAAAAGGUCUUCUAUCAUUGUAAGCUUUCCUCCUUGGAGCUCAACAGGUGCAUUCGAAAGAAAAGAAUGACACACAAACUAAACUAUGAAUGGAUAACACAUAAGUAUUAAAGUGUGACCUUAAAUACAGGCUUUAGAGAAGGAAAACAAUACUCUACACUAAAGUCUGGCUUAAUAGAACAAUUUUGGUUCACUCACUGGCUUUUUGUGGAGCAUUCGUCUCCAGCUGAUCAGUCCGUGGAGUUGCUAAGUUGUCAUGGAGAUGGAUAUGGAUACUUGUGCCUGCGCCACCGCUUGUUAGACAUGAGAGGAACGACAAAGCGCUACAACAGCACCAGAGCAGCUAUCAUUACACACAACUGUAACUGUUUAUAGACAGAGUCCUACCACUAUUUCAUCACAUGCACCUGUAAACCAUCAUCACACUGAUAUGUCAUUGUUAAACAUCAGAAAGAUGAUUAGUGAUUCAUUUAUUAAGCUCAUAUUGAAACAGACUACAAAGGGCUUCACAUUGCUUUCUCUUGUGAUCUCUGACUGCUUCAUCUUUACUUGAUUGGUACCAACAUGGAUUGCGAUGUUGCUAAAGCUAGUGGUGGCAUGUGACUGGGUUCCCUGAUUCUCCCUACUUGAUGUCAGCCGAUUAGCCUCGGGAACUCUGGCCUUGAGUAGAUAGUACACAGGGGCUGCGGAUGCUAGCCUUAAUCAUGAGUCCCCUAUUACUAGUAGCAAACCAUUUUCUUUAUUUUAUGAGCCCCCUAGAUGGCGCUUUUGGUUUGAAGAAAAAUACUCAAUUAUGUGUGCUUUGUUGAGCAGAGAGCGCCAUCUAGUGGGAUUAGAAAAUAAAGACAAUGGUUCAUGAAGAUUCAUGAAGCUUAAUUUGGCCAGCACUACCUAUUACUAGCUUAUAUUGUAUACUUAGCACAAUGUUGAUGAUGUUGUAUAAAAUUACAAUUGAAUUAAUUGAGUAAAAAUGACAAUUUAAUUAAUUAAUUAAUUAAUUAAUUAUAUUAAU
Perca flavescens (yellow perch) is the source of this 4591-nucleotide messenger RNA. It is a transcript of the gene agbl1, whose product is annotated as AGBL carboxypeptidase 1. The record is from RefSeq and is a predicted model, not a curated record. Gene Ontology annotation, molecular function: zinc ion binding; metallocarboxypeptidase activity. The transcript has 27 exons. Gene Ontology annotation, biological process: proteolysis; protein side chain deglutamylation; C-terminal protein deglutamylation. The coding region runs from base 93 to 3545 and encodes 1150 amino acids. NCBI's taxonomy places the organism in Eukaryota, Metazoa, Chordata, Actinopteri, Perciformes, Percidae.